Messenger RNA from Solanum dulcamara, 591 nucleotides. RefSeq names its product auxin-responsive protein SAUR68-like. NCBI's taxonomy places the organism in Eukaryota, Viridiplantae, Streptophyta, Magnoliopsida, Solanales, Solanaceae. The transcript has a single exon. Gene Ontology annotation, biological process: response to auxin. The record is from RefSeq and is a predicted model, not a curated record. The coding region runs from base 69 to 509 and encodes 146 amino acids.
CCAUCAAAGGUCUCUAAAUUUCUCAUUCAGUUUCUUGUUUCCAUUCUUCCAAAAUAAAAAAAUUGACAAUGCUUAGCUCUAAGAAACUCAUCAAGAUGGCUAGGAGAUGGAAAAAGUUUGCAGCCAUGCAGAGGAAGAGGAUUUCAUUUCCAAGAAAUGGUAGUGAUGUAGACAGUUGUAGUGCAUCUUCAUCCUCUAUCGUCGGAAAAGGCCAUUUUGUAGUCUAUACAGCUGAUCAAGCCCGUUUUGUCUUUCCAUUGGCUUACCUCGAAAAUGAGGUUAUUAGGCAACUUUUAUGCAUAUCAGAAGAAGAGUUUGGAUUGCCAAGUGGUGGCCCUAUUACAUUACCCUGUGAUUCCGCCUUCAUGAGCUACAUCAUUUCAUUAAUCAAGAAAGGUGUAGCUGUUGGAGAUCUUCACAAAGCAGUGCUCCUCUCGAUUCCUUCAUGUUGCUGUUCAACUUCUUCUAUGCACCAAGAAAGUGGAAACCGGCAGCUUCUUGUUUAUUGAGUCAAGGCCAACAUUCUUUUUGUAAAUGCUAGCUCAAAAAUAGUUUUUAGAGAGCCAUACAUUGAAGAGUACACAAUUGUAA